UCGACUUCAGAAUGCCAUCCAUAUCGGAUGCCGAAUUAUCAGAACUCGUUGAGCUCUCGACCAAGCUACUACAGCUAUUAGAUUCCGAACAUGACCUGUCUCACUCGGAAGUCUCGUCAAUCCCAACGAUUAUGCUGACUACCCCAAGCGGACAAGAGAUGGACAUUGACACAGCGCCUUCUUGGAGGGAUGUCCAAUUACCAGCCCACUUAGUGAACCGCGACAAAGGUAGUGGACACGCCAAUGGUAAUUCUGACGGUAAUGGAAAUGAUGGGAAAGAAAAAUCCAUGACGCCUCAACCAAUCGUGAGAGAAAGGAUGACAGGUCAUGAUCACCUCCGAGUCAAGAAGACGAUAAAGAAGAUUAGAAGAAAAGUUCAAGGUAUAAACGGAAAAAGAGUCGGUGAAAUCGAAACUAGGGGCGGGAAUGAUACGGAGGGCCUUUCCCUCGGUCAGCCUGAUGCCAGCGACAAGACCACGCUCUAGAAUUACCUCCAGCACUUAGGCAAUCUGCCAUGGAAUCCACAUCCGGCUAUCACACGGCACUCUUCUGUUACGUGAUAACGGUUCGGGUUGAUGAUGUUUUCACUUCGAGCCACUGGGAGACAGGCCUGGCUCAAAUCCUGUAUUCUUUCCAUGGAGUGUUUGUUGGGUUUCGUUUGACAACGGCGGUGUUCAAAUAGUAUC
Messenger RNA from Trichoderma harzianum CBS 226.95, 686 nucleotides. RefSeq lists its product as hypothetical. The coding region runs from base 12 to 485 and encodes 157 amino acids. NCBI's taxonomy places the organism in Eukaryota, Fungi, Ascomycota, Sordariomycetes, Hypocreales, Hypocreaceae. The record is from RefSeq and is a predicted model, not a curated record. The transcript has 2 exons.